Clonostachys rhizophaga is the source of this 357-nucleotide messenger RNA. The record is from the annotation of a GenBank genome assembly. Lineage: Eukaryota; Fungi; Ascomycota; Sordariomycetes; Hypocreales; Bionectriaceae.
AUGGUUGCUAUCACGGAGAUCCUUCUCGCUACACUCUCUGCUGGCGUUGUAGUUGCCAGGGAAGGCAAGAUGACCUGGUACAACCCUGGUCUCGGUGCCUGCGGCAAAACCCAUAAUAACAAUGAUAUUAUCGUCGCGAUUGGGUUGCCUCACUGGACCGCGGCCAAUCCCAACAAAGAUCCCAACUGUCAGAAAAAGGUCACCAUCCAUUAUGGCGGCAAGAAGGUCACGGCUCGUGUUGUUGACAAGUGUAUGAGCUGUGGAAGGAAUAACAUCGAUGUUUCCCCUGCCGUCUUUAAGAAGUUCGGCCCCCUCAGCAAGGGACACUACCAAGUGAAGUGGAACUUGCAUAACUGA